UUUCAUUGCGUAAAAACAAAGGUUUGGUUUUAAUGGUGAAGAUGAUAACGAAAAAGCUAGCAUGUUUGAUGAUGGUGUUGAUGUGUGCGUUGAAGAAAGUGGAGUCUUCGGCCGAUGUGAUGAAAGGACUAUCAGAAAAUUUCGGUAAAGCCUUGGGUGACUGUAAAAAAGAGCUCGACCUGCCCGACUCCAUAAUGACGGAGUUCUACAACUUCUGGAAGGACGACUACGUGUUGUCUGACCGGUCUACCGGCUGUGCCAUCAUCUGCCUGUCGAGCAAGCUGGACCUGCUGGACCCCGACGGGAACCUGCACCACGGGAACGCUAAGGACUUUGCGCUUAAACAUGGAGCUGAUGAAGGCAUGGCAGGCCAGCUGGUGGGCAUGAUCCACGAGUGCGAGAAGGCGGCCCCGGACAACCCUGACGCGUGCCUCAAGGUGCUGGACAUCGCCAACUGCUUCAAGAAGAAGAUCCACGAGCUCAAGUGGGCGCCCAGCAUGGACGUGGUGGUCGCUGAGGUGCUGGCUGACGUCUAGAGACAACUGAUGAUCGACCUGAUGACUUGAAAAAAAUUUCUGAACGAGAAUAAAAGCGCGACGAUUGGUGGAGAAAAGAGGAAGACAAUUGUCACAUGUAUUUUUUGUCGAAAGAAACUUGAAAUGACCCUGGCAUGUUUUAAUGGUAUUUGAUUUGUAUUUUAGUUUUUAAGUGUAUCUUGAAUAAAAAUAUUAGAAGCACCUGAAAA
This is a messenger RNA of Plutella xylostella (diamondback moth), 745 nucleotides long. RefSeq names its product pheromone-binding protein. NCBI's taxonomy places the organism in Eukaryota, Metazoa, Arthropoda, Insecta, Lepidoptera, Plutellidae. The record is from RefSeq and is a predicted model, not a curated record. Gene Ontology annotation, molecular function: odorant binding.